Messenger RNA from Brassica napus (rape), 841 nucleotides. Its product is annotated as 50S ribosomal protein L18-like. Gene Ontology annotation, cellular component: ribosome. Gene Ontology annotation, molecular function: 5S rRNA binding; structural constituent of ribosome. Bases 293 to 637 code for a protein of 114 amino acids. The transcript has 2 exons. Lineage: Eukaryota; Viridiplantae; Streptophyta; Magnoliopsida; Brassicales; Brassicaceae. Gene Ontology annotation, biological process: translation. The record is from RefSeq and is a predicted model, not a curated record.
UAAAUUUGAAAUGUAUUAAGACAAGAGUUUAUUGGAAAAUAGUAAAAAUAAAUAAAUAAAAAUUGAGAUCACUGGAAUAGAUGAGCUCAACUCAAAUUAAAGAACUAGGCUAUCGAGCUUCAAAAUGGGCCAAUACUGAGCUCCAAUAAUGGGCCAAUUACCUUUUCGUCCAAAGGUUUUUCAUUUGUCAUCAUCCUCGUCGGCAUCAUUUCUCAAUCUCUCCUUCGCCGCCGGACUCCGUCGCUUUCUAUUUUCCAGUCUUUUAUAGAGUAAGGGAGAGAGAGAGAGAAAGAUGGUGAUUCCACCGGCGGUUAGACCACCACGCCUCUUCGACUACCUCAAACCUUACGUCCUGAAGAUGCACUUCACGAACAAGUUUGUUCACGCCCAAGUCAUCCACUCACCGACAGCCACAGUGGCUUGCGCAGCUAGCUCACAGGAGAAAGCACUGAGGGAAACGAUGGGCGUCACGCGCGACGUGGCUGCUGCUUCAAAGAUUGGUAAGAUCCUCGGGGAAAGGCUCCUGAUGAAAGAUAUCCCAGCUGUUGCUAUCCACAUGAAGAAAGAGCAGAGGUAUCAUGGUAAAGUCAAGGCUGUGAUCGAUUCCGUCAGGGAAGCUGGCGUCAAGUUACUUUGAGCAUUAUUUCAACAAACAAUCCAUGAAACCAAAAUCAAUCUCGUGUUAUUCGUUUCGAACAUUGUUGUUUUUUUUUUGUAGCUUAUGUUCAUGUUUGUUCUUCAGCUUCAGGGUUAUGAAGAAACUUGUUCUAAAGAGAACGAAUGUUAUACAAGCUUUGACUAUUGAAAUAAUACGACUAUAUAUCAAUUUCGUUUCUAAAAA